This is a messenger RNA of Stegostoma tigrinum, 4697 nucleotides long. RefSeq names its product forkhead box O3b (gene foxo3b). Gene Ontology annotation, molecular function: RNA polymerase II cis-regulatory region sequence-specific DNA binding; DNA-binding transcription factor activity, RNA polymerase II-specific. Gene Ontology annotation, biological process: regulation of transcription by RNA polymerase II. The record is from RefSeq and is a predicted model, not a curated record. The transcript is spliced from 3 exons. Bases 149 to 2125 code for a protein of 658 amino acids. Lineage: Eukaryota; Metazoa; Chordata; Chondrichthyes; Orectolobiformes; Stegostomatidae. Gene Ontology annotation, cellular component: mitochondrial matrix; nucleus.
CCAACACACAUCAUGGCUCCGAGUCAUCGGGUACAGUUUUAGUGGUAUUCUGCGAGUUCGGCCCUGAAGUGAAACGAAACCGGGCGUCCCAGCCCCGAGCCUUUUUCCUAUCGCUCCGUCCACACAGCUUCAUCUGAGUGUCCCCAUCAUGACCGAAGGGGCCGCUCCCGCCACGGCCGGCACCCCCCUGGACAUCGACAUCGACCCGGACUUCGAACCACAGAGCCGGCCCCGCUCCUGCACUUGGCCCCUGCCCCGUCCAGAUUUGCCCGCCUCCUCUUCCCCAGGCAAGAGCGAGCCGUCCGACGCUGCUCAGAUGAUCCCUGAGGAGGAAGAAGUGGAUGAAGAGGAUGAGGAGCCGGGCCCCUUGCUCGGCUCCGUUGCCGCGGGAGAGCCAGAGCCCGAGCCGCCUGGAGGAGACGCUUUGAAGAAGCAGCAGCAGGCGGCGGGGCUGAGCGGUCCCCGAGGCUCUCGCUCGCCGUCCUCGGCUCACUCUCCCGGAGGAGGCGGCGGCCUCAGUGCAGGUGGAGGCGUCGGACCCCAACAGCGGAAAGCCUCGUCCCGCAGGAACGCUUGGGGCAACAUGUCGUACGCGGAUCUGAUCACGAAAGCUAUCGAGAGCUCCCCAGACAAGAGACUAACUUUGUCGCAGAUCUACGACUGGAUGGUCCGCUCCGUGCCCUACUUCAAGGAUAAGGGAGACAGCAACAGUUCGGCCGGCUGGAAGAAUUCAAUCCGCCACAACCUUUCACUGCACAGCAGAUUUAUCAGGGUGCAGAAUGAAGGUACAGGCAAAAGUUCAUGGUGGAUGAUCAAUCCAGAUGGUGGAAAAGGUGGAAAAUCUCCACGACGGCGUGCUGUUUCUAUGGACAAUAGCAACAAAUAUGUAAAAAGCAGGGGAAGAGCAGCGAAAAAAAAGGCAGCUCUGCAAGCUGCACAAGAGGUUAAUGCUGAAAGCCCAUCACAGCACGCAAAAUGGCCUGGUAGCCCAACGUCCCGAAGUAGCGAUGAAUUUGACGCAUGGACAGACUUUCGUUCUCGUACAAACUCAAAUGCUAGUACUUUGAGUGGGCGUCUUUCCCCUAUAAUAGCUAAUCCUGAACUAGAUCAUGUGCAAGAUGAUGAUGCUGCACCAUUGUCUCCCAUGCUGUACUCCAGUCCAUCAAGCGUUUCCCCUCCUGCAAGUAAACCAUGUUCUGUUGAGCUGCCUAGGUUGACUGACAUGACUGGAACUAUGAACCUAAAUGAUGGAUUGGCAGAACACCUGAUGGAUGAUUUACUGGAUAAUAUUAGCCUGGGUCCUACUCAGCAGUCAUCACCAGGGGGCCUUGUGCAAAGGAGCUCAAGUUUUACCUAUGGCUCAAAGAGUUCUAGUUUGGGCUCCACAAACAAUUUCAGUAAUUCCAUAUUUGAGCCACCUGCUUUGAAUUCAUUACGUCAGACUCCCAUGCAAACCAUUCAGGAAAACAAGCAAGCUACCUUUUCUUCCAUCUCUCGUUUUGGCAGCCAAACUUUGCAAGAUCUUCUUGCAUCUGAUUCUUUAAGUCACAGUGAUGUCAUGAUGACCCAGACCGAUCCUCUGAUGUCACAGGCGAGUUCAGCAGUGUCUUUACAAAAUUCACAUAGAAAUCUGCUUCACAAUGAUCCAAUGAUGUCAUCCUUCCCCACCCAAUCUAAUGCAGCAAAUCAUAAUCUGCUACAUCGCCAGUCUCCACCUCAGAGUUCUGCACUUAGCGGUGAUAGUGCCUUGUCAAACUCCAUGAAUCAUGUACCUUUACCAACAGACUCGAACACAAACUCUGGUAAGCAUCAGCUUCAAUCAUCUGCCAAUCAGUCUAUGCAAAUAGGAUUGUCCGACACAUUGUCUGGCCCUCCAUCAUAUCCUGGUAGUAUGAUUCUUCCUGCAAUGGGUCAAGAUAAGUUCCCUAGUGAUCUGGACUUGGAUAUGUUUAAUGGAAGUUUAGACUGUGAUGUGGAAUCCAUCAUUCGCAAUGAACUCAUGGAUGCAGAUGGGUUAGACUUUAACUUUGAUUCUCUUAUAUCCGCCCAGAAUGUUGUGAACCUGAAUGUGGGAACCUUCACUGGUGCUAAACAAACAUCGACACAGAGUUGGGUUCCAGGUUGAAAUUGCCUUAUAAUGGCGGAAGCAGGUUAGUGAACUGGAAACUUUUGCCAAAUCUGCUGUCAAGAUAAUAUGAAUUUGAUUAUAGUAAAUUUAUUCGACAGCUGUAAAUCUGACAUUUCAUCUGCAAAGGCGAUAGUUCUUGGAAUUGCAUAUCAAUACGAAAGAUGUAAACCAGAAGAAUGCGAAGUCGAGUCAAAAUGAAUCCUGAACUGUCUGAAAAGGAAAUUGUUGUAAAGUUUCCCCUGUGUCCCAUGAUCUUUAACCCUGUAUAAAUUGCUGGUUGGUACGGGUAGGUGCAUACUGUAAGUUUUAGUAUUUCCUGUCUGAGAUCAGCAUCUGCCCAUGGCUCCCACUGUAUAGCUAUCAUUGAAGUAUUGAUGGAAUGGGAUUGAUGAACAGUGUCAUCAAAGGUAUGAAUCUUGAUGAGGAAAUUAACACACAUACUUACAGAAUAAAACAAGACAAAUUAGCAUCAUCAGAAUGCCGGAAGACUGAUUAUACAGAUGAAGGUUUUUAUCCUUGUUAAUCUGCUAGUCUGCAGUUGAUUAACAAGUAUUUUUAAGUAACUUGAAAUGCAUGAGCUUAAUAGUAUAAGUUGAAGUGUGACUUUGAGUGAACCUUUACAAUUUAUGGCCCUACAUUGUUUGGUCUUUUAUAAUAGUGUCAAGGAACCCAGUUUAGUGGUUGUGUUUCAACAUUACAUUUAACUGGGAAUAAUAUUGCUUGUAAAUCUUUGCUUAACUUUACAGACUAAUCUUUUGAAUAAAUCUUUAUCGUGAGAGUAAAGUAGUUGGAAGAAAGAGGAGAGAUUUUCAUAUGUUUACAAAUUAUCUUGUUCUGAAGCAAUCUUUGCGUGAAUUGAGAUUUGAAACGUAUUCACAAGAUUGGAAAAUUUGACCUAUAUACACAUCCAUCAUUGUAGAGAACUUUCUAGGAUGUGCAUCUUUUUAAAGCAAUUUUUAAAAUUUUCUUUCUUACCAUCGACUACAGAUUUAUCUGUUCUAAGGACAAAUCAUAUCAGCAGAUGACAAACUGCCUCCCUUCUGAACAGAGCCCUCAUUUGGUCAACUGUAAUGUAGUUUAUUUUCUGUACAUACAUUUGCGCUCAAGUUGAUUUGCAUACUGCAUUUCUCUAUUGCAUUUGUACAUUUAUUGAAAGUUUUGUGUAUCUUUGAUCAUGAUUUUGAACAGUUUCUAUAUAAAUACAGACCAGCUCAGAUUACAUCAAUUGAUGCAUAUUUCUUCAAACUUGUGUAAGAUUUUCUCUAUACAAAAGGGUGAUGCACAUUUAUAUUUUAUGGACAGAGACAAAUCAUCAUUAUGCAUGACUAUUUAGUAGGUAAUUUAGAUUGUCUCAGUUCAUUGCAUGAAAUUCCAGGUUGUCACGCUCAUUGAUGUUAGUGCCCCUGGAGAGCUAGCAGUGAAACAAAACAUGAUGGAAUAUUGUUGUAUAACUUGGCUGUCUCGUUUUAAAUGGAUACCAGAUUUUUCAUCAUGCAAUUAACUAUUCUAUUUGUAGAAUGAUAGCAUAUCAAUUAUGGUCACUGAAUUAUUUUCAUCAAAUGUAAAUGAGUUUAAGAUAGUAUAUUCAUUCCAGCUGUUUCUGUUCAGCAUUUUCACUUAAAGUUGUAAUAUUUAAGUAAUUUCUAAAUCAGUAUUGGGAAAUUUCUGCAUAAAUCAGUUUUCUUAAAUUUGCAUGGUAAAAUAGCAAUUAAACUGCUUAUGUUCCUGAUAUACUAUGUUUCGAUCUUACUAAAACUGAAUCAAACACUUAGUUCUCACCUAGGCUAUAAAAGUUGACAAAUCUCAGGCUAGCAUCUCAGGAUAUGGAGAGAAGGUUCUGCAGGGAUCUACAGUAAUUCACAUUCACACAAUUUCUUUAUGAUAUAAGUAUAAUUGUGGAAGUGACAGACCACUGAGGGUGUGAAAUAAAAAUACUUCCACUUUAAACCCUUGCAAAAUCAAGCUAAUUUUAAAUGUACUUCAUUGUAAUCAGACCUUUUAAAACUCAUGUAUCCUGUUUACUGUUCUGUGCAAGAUUAAAUUUAAUGGCCAAAUUACUACUAUAGCUCUGUAACAUGGCUCACAUCAGCUAUCACCUGCCUCUUGGUUAAAUAUAUUUGGUUUGAUAUACUGUCUAGGAAACUGCAACAGUUCAAGUUUCUGACUCAGGCCAUACAAUAUUUUAUUUUUAUGUCCACCCUUCAGUCAAUUCAGCCUGUGUAUGUUAUUCAGAUUUUAUGGUUUUUAGCAUUGGUUAAAAUUGUGCAGUGAAUGCCCCAUGUCUUGUUUUUACAAUACAUACUUUGGGUUGCAAGAAGCCUGUAAAACCACUUUAUAUUGAACAAAGGUAUAUAGUGUAAUGAGACAGUUGAAUAUACUAUCUUCUCCUCUUAUACCCCCAAACCCAAAAUAAAAUGUUAGUUUUAACAGGAAAAGAAUGGUUCUUUUGAACUGCAGGUUUUUAAUUGCAUAAAUUAUUCGUAUGUAAUGCCCUGUGUAUUUCAUUAAUCUGUGCUCUAAGAGAAGAGUGCGCAUGUAAAAUAAAGCUUGAUAACACUAUUGAAUUGGA